Hibiscus syriacus is the source of this 702-nucleotide messenger RNA. RefSeq names its product ethylene-responsive transcription factor ERF070-like. Lineage: Eukaryota; Viridiplantae; Streptophyta; Magnoliopsida; Malvales; Malvaceae. Gene Ontology annotation, molecular function: DNA-binding transcription factor activity; DNA binding. The transcript has a single exon. Gene Ontology annotation, biological process: regulation of DNA-templated transcription. Bases 91 to 522 code for a protein of 143 amino acids. The record is from RefSeq and is a predicted model, not a curated record.
UUCCAACAGAAAAGCUAAGUUUAAAUAUAAACCAAAUUAUUUCACCUUCUCUCUCAUUCGAAAUUAGUAUUAAAAAACAGCCCUAAAAUUAUGUCGCCGCCGCCGCAGCCGAACGGAAAGCCUGAGUGUCCGAUUUCCCGGCGAAUUGUUCGAAUAACCGUUACGGACGCCGACGCUACCGACUCUUCCAGCGACGACGAAGCGGUGUCGCCGAAGAGAACCCUAAAGCGACCGAAGAAGAAGCUUGUGAACGAAAUCACCAUCGGAGUUUCUGAGAAAGAGAACGAAGUAAUAGAGGAGCCGAGCCAGGGCAAGGCGAAGAGGUACAGAGGGGUGAGACAAAGGCCGUGGGGAAGAUGGGCGGCGGAGAUUAGGGAUGGUAGGAGGAUGAGGCUUUGGUUGGGCACUUUCGAUACGGCGGAAGAAGCGGCCGUUGCUUAUGAUCAAGCGGCGCUGAAGCUGCGCGGACCUAACGCCCCUACUAACUUUAAGUUGCUUGAUUUAAAUGCUGUUCAGUCCUGAAUUUUCUGUAAAUAUUAACCUUCUUUGUCCCUUUGUACCUUUUGUUGUUCUUGAUGUCCAUGUUGUUGUUAGGGCUUUUAGUUUUUGUAUCUUUGACUUUAUACAUGUAAUAACCUUCGAACAAUUGUUCUUCUUGUUUUUCUCUUUCAUCUGAUCAUAAUAUUGUACAUUUUUUAACUC